This is a messenger RNA of Lagopus leucura (white-tailed ptarmigan), 1272 nucleotides long. RefSeq names its product centromere protein S (gene CENPS). Gene Ontology annotation, molecular function: protein heterodimerization activity; chromatin binding. Gene Ontology annotation, biological process: resolution of meiotic recombination intermediates; replication fork processing. The coding region runs from base 1 to 417 and encodes 138 amino acids. Gene Ontology annotation, cellular component: Fanconi anaemia nuclear complex; FANCM-MHF complex. The transcript has 5 exons. NCBI's taxonomy places the organism in Eukaryota, Metazoa, Chordata, Aves, Galliformes, Phasianidae. The record is from RefSeq and is a predicted model, not a curated record.
AUGGAGGCGGCGGGCGGCGAGCAGCGGGAGCUGCUCAUCCAGAGGCUGCGGGCCGCGGUGCACUACACGACGGGCUGCCUGUGCCAGGGCGUCGCUGAGGACAAGGGCGUACUGUUCAGCAAGCAAACCGUCGCCGCCAUAUCCGAGAUCACCUUCAGGCAGUGCGAAAACUUUGCAAGAGACGUCGAGAUGUUUGCCAGGCAUGCAAAGCGAAGCACAAUCACUUCAGAAGACGUGAAGCUUUUGGCUAGAAGGAGCAAUUCUUUGCUUAAGUACAUCACACAGAAAAGUGAAGAGCUUGCAUCAAGUAACAUGGAACAAAAGGAGAAGAAGAAGAAGUCCAGUGCAGCUAAGGGAAGGAGAACUGAGGAAAAUGAAACACCUGUGACUGAAAGUGAAGAUUCCAACAUGGCAUGAUUUACCUUUCAGUAACUUCUCUGGUCUUCCCUUACUAUCCUAGAAGACCAAGGUUAGCCUGCCAGUGAUUGCUCUUGCAGGUUAGCAAGCUUAAGGAAUCUCUGUAAUUUUUUUAGGUAAAUGUGCUUAGUUACAUUUUCUUGUUCCAAAAAUGAAAGGACUGUUGGAAUCUGACAAAGUUUACAGCCAAAAUGCCUGAAUUGUUCACUAAACAAAAUCUUACUGUUAUUAAGAAGAAACUCCUUUAUUAAUAGAAUUUAAAGCAAGGCAUAGCCACUGAGCAUAUUCACACCUCAGUAUGAGCAACUCCCUGCAAAGGACAAUUUAAUUUCUCCAAUAAUUUUUUGACCUCUUCCUCACUUCCAUUUCUGACAGAUUUGUUUAGCUAUUAUAAACAUUUUCCUUUUUCAUAGCCGUAUCUCUUGUUGCCUUGGCAAUUAAAGCAUGUUCUGUGUCAUUUCUCUCCUGUGAUUUUGUUGAUGUACAGUAAUCACCUUCUGGAAGUUGUGGGGCACUUUCCAAGCGUUGUGGAAUACGGCCCCCGGUGGUGGUUGGAAAUCACUACUGCCCUCUGCCGGUCUGAUCCAGGCUUACCAAAUGCUGACUGAAAAUGAAUUCCUCCUACCUUCAGAUCAAUAUUUCACAGUGGCACUUUUAAAUAUCCUCCUGUUUCCCAGUCCAGAACUGCUCCACCUCCAGGGAUAAGAUGGUCUUUUAAAUAAAUUAUUCUACUGACUAAUGCAGAGUAAUCUAGAUAGAUGAUGAUAAACUGUAGAGAUUCUGUAUUCAACAGGAAGUUUUUCCUCUUGAAAUGCUGGUGUUUCUUGACUUUUCAUAUAUAUAUUUUUUAAAUAA